AUGUCGGUUAUUUCGAUUACUUUGGCGAAACCAAGAGAUAGACAUGAAAAUGAGCAUGAGGAGGAUAGUAUGAUGCAAGAUGAUGAACUUGAUGAUAUAUUAGAAACUAAGAAACGCCAAGUUUUAGGUUUAGAGAACAAUACAAUUGUCACUCCUGGAGAACUAAUUACUGAAGAUGCUACAUGGAUGAGGGGCCAUGGGACAUACUAUCUUGAUGAACACACCUAUACAUCCACAGCGGGAGUAGUUUCCAAAGUGAAUAAAUUAUUGAGUGUUAUUCCAUUUAAUGGACGUUACAGACCAGAAACAGGAGACCACGUUGUUGGACGAAUUAUUGGUAUCAGUAAUAAGAGGUGGAAAGUCGAGUUAGGGGCAGAACAUGCCGGUGUCUUGUUAUUAGGGGCUGUGAAUCUACCGGGUGGUGUUUUAAGGAGGAAAUCGGAUAGUGAUGAAUUACAAAUGAGAAGUAUAUUAAAGGAGGGUGACCUAUUAAACUGUGAAGUCCAAAGCACAUUCUCUGAUGGUAGCGCCAGCUUGCACACACGUUCCUUGAAGUAUGGUAAAUUGAGAAACGGUGUGUUUGUUAAGGUGAGUUCAUCACUAAUUGUUAGAACAAAGAAUCACAUGCAUGAUUUACCAGGUGGUGUUUCAGUAAUUCUUGGAGUUAAUGGAUAUUGCUGGAUAUUCAAGACCAAGAUAAAUGCAAACGCAGGAGAAGUAAACAAGUCAAUAGGCAAGGCGGAGAGUGAGCUAACUGCUGCUAAUAAAGGAUAUUCGAUUGGUAUGGGUAGUGUCAGUAUAACCAGGCUUGAAGAGGAGAGUUCCUGGGAGAUUUAUAGUGACAAGAACGACGACAUUAGUUCUAAUUUGAAGGAAACCAUUUCCCGUUAUAGGUGUUGUUUGGUAGCGUUAGGCUUCUGUAAUAUUGCCAUUGAUGUAAAGAGAUUGGUGAAAGCUUAUGAAAUCAGUUUGGGGUAUGGUGAUGUCAAUAGCUUGAUUAGCGGAGAUGUGAAGAGAAGCAUUGGUGAAGACUUAAUAAAUGCCGAGAAGAUGAGAGGCUAA
Messenger RNA from Pichia kudriavzevii, 1062 nucleotides. RefSeq lists its product as uncharacterized. The record is from RefSeq and is a predicted model, not a curated record. Gene Ontology annotation, biological process: CUT catabolic process; TRAMP-dependent tRNA surveillance pathway; exonucleolytic trimming to generate mature 3'-end of 5.8S rRNA from tricistronic rRNA transcript (SSU-rRNA, 5.8S rRNA, LSU-rRNA). Gene Ontology annotation, cellular component: nuclear exosome (RNase complex); cytoplasmic exosome (RNase complex). Gene Ontology annotation, molecular function: RNA binding. The coding region runs from base 1 to 1062 and encodes 353 amino acids. The transcript has a single exon. NCBI's taxonomy places the organism in Eukaryota, Fungi, Ascomycota, Pichiomycetes, Pichiales, Pichiaceae.